Messenger RNA from Nestor notabilis (Kea), 1429 nucleotides. Its product is annotated as interferon-induced protein with tetratricopeptide repeats 5-like. Gene Ontology annotation, biological process: defense response to virus. The record is from RefSeq and is a predicted model, not a curated record. Gene Ontology annotation, molecular function: protein binding. NCBI's taxonomy places the organism in Eukaryota, Metazoa, Chordata, Aves, Psittaciformes, Psittacidae. The transcript has a single exon. The annotation marks the transcript as partial. Gene Ontology annotation, cellular component: cytosol.
UACCAAUUCCUUGAAGAGCUCCUUGAUGCAGCUCCAGUGUCAUUUUACAUGGACUUUACUGAAAGAGGAUGUGGAUCUAGAUAACCUAGAGGAAACAAUAGGUGAUCAGAUCAAGUUUUUUGCAAAUUACAACAUAAAAAAUUACAAUCUACUGUCCUAUGUAUGCCACCUAAACAAUUCAAAUGAGGAAGCCCUGAAAUAUCUCCAACAAGCUGAAGAAGAAGUUAAGAAAAAUUACCCAGAUGAAAUUGCUAGGAGAAGUCUUGUUACCUGGGGGAACUAUGCCUGGAUCUAUUACUACAUGGGGAGAUACGAAGAAGCUAAAACUUACGUAAGCAAAGUGGAAAACAGCUGCAAAAAGCUUACAAGUACUGCUCCAGGGAAGAUUCAGCUUCCAGAGAUCUAUGCUGAACAAGGAUGGGCAUUAUUAAAGUUUGGGGGAAAAUACUACCAGAGAGCAAAGGAUUGUUUUGAAAACGCUCUGAAGAAUGAACCCGAUAACCCAGAAUUUAAUGCCGGCUAUGCCAUAGUAAUGUAUCGUUUGGAAGAUUUUUCUCUGAGACAAUGUGAAGAUGUAAGCCCAUCCCUUGAGGCCCUGAAGCGUGCAUUAGACCUGAAUCCAAAGGAUACUUUUAUUAUGGCCUUACUUGCAUUGAAACUUCAGGACCUAGAGCGAGUUGAUGAAGGGGAGAGGUAUAUUGAAGCAGCAAUGCAGAAAACACCUGAUCUUCCUUAUGUCUUGCGAUAUGCUGCUAAAUUUUAUAGAAGGAAAAAAGAAGUGGACAAGGCACUGGAGAUUUUGAAGAAGGCUCUAGCAGUGACACCAAAAUCAACCUUUUUGCAUCACCAACUAGCAGUCUGCUACAAAGAAAAGCUGUUUCAAAUGAAAAGGUCUACAAGAUAUCCACCUCAAGAGCAAGUGGAAGAACUCACCCGACUUUCCAUUUUUCAUUUUAAAGUAGUGACUGACCAAAAUACAAAAUGUUUUGCUGCCUGUAGUGGCCUAGCAAACAUGUAUGCACAAGCAAAGAGGUAUGAAGAAGCAGAAGAGACAUUUCAGAAAGCAUUUCAGAUAAAUAUACUAUCCUAUGCUGAUAAACAAGACCUCUAUUACCAUUAUGGCACUUUUCAGCGUUUUCAGAUGAAAUCAGAAUCUGAAGCCAUCAGGAAUUACACAGAAGGGCUGAAAAUUGAAAAAGAUUCCUAUGGAAGACAAAAAUGCAUUAAUGCCCUGAAGCAAUUGUUAGAAAAGAGAAUUCAGAAAGGUUUGAGAAAUGCAACAGAUUUUGGUACACUUGGAUUCAUUCACAAUCUAAAUGAUGAGAAACAGAAAGCAAUUGAGUGCUAUGAGAAAGCCAUUGCAUUGUGUCCCAACAAUGAAGAAUAUCUGAGUGCAUUAUGUGAGCUACGACUUUCCAUCACAAGCUAA